Messenger RNA from Rubroshorea leprosula, 1662 nucleotides. Lineage: Eukaryota; Viridiplantae; Streptophyta; Magnoliopsida; Malvales; Dipterocarpaceae. The record is from the annotation of a GenBank genome assembly.
AAUGUAUUAUUUUGCUUGUUUUCUUCUCAAGUUGGAAGAGAAAGUGAAGGAAACGGUGGUGCGAGAGUGAGGGGAAAGAUAAAGAGUUUUUGGGGUUUCGUUUUUCUAUUAUGGGUUGUUUUGGCUGCACUGGAGGAUCGAGCAGAGAAUCGGAGAGCAUCAAGAACGGCAAUGGUAACACCAACAGUAUCAGGAGGAAGAAAAACCAUGGUCCAGGAGUAGGCAGUUCAGCAUGUCCAAAAGAGGGUGCUAAGAAUGACCAGUUUUUGAGCGAUGCAAAGAAUUUGAAUUUGAAUUGUGAUUGGAAAAAGGUUUCCAAGAGUGGAAAAAGCAAUGGGAAGGAGGUGCUGGAAUUCUCUUUUGAGGAACUCAUUGCCACAACCAGAAAUUUCAGGUCAGAUUGUUUCUUAGGGGAAGGGGGUUUUGGCAAAGUUUACAAGGGAUAUUUGGAGAGGAUAAACCAGGUUGUUGCAAUCAAGCAACUUGAUCAUAGUGGUGCUCAGGGGAUCAAGGAGUUUGUUGUUGAAGUGGUGACAUUAAGUGAGGCUGAUCAUCCAAAUCUUGUCAAAUUGAUGGGAUAUUGUGCCGAGGGUAACCAGAGAUUGUUGGUUUAUGAGUACAUGCCGUUAGGUUCUUUGGAAAAUCAUUUGUAUGAUCUUUCUCCUGAUAGAAAACCACUUGAUUGGAAUACAAGAAUGAAAAUAGCAGCUGGUGCUGCGAGGGGUUUAGAGUAUUUGCAUAUGGAAAUGAAACCCCCUAUAAUAUACCGUGAUGUGAAAUGCUCCAACAUUUUGCUUGGUGAGGAAUAUCAUGCCAAACUAUCUGAUUUUGGCUUGGCUAAAGUGGGUCCCAGUGGGGAUGACACUCAUGUUUCUACACGAGUUAUGGGCACAUAUGGUUACUGUGCUCCAGAUUAUGCAAUGACAGGCCAGCUAAAUUUUAAAUCAGAUAUUUUUAGCUUUGGUGUUGUUCUUUUGGAGCUAAUCACUGGUAGGAAAGCGCUGGACUGUACAAGAGAGAAAAAGGAGCAAAAUCUUGUUGUAUGGGCACGACCAAUGUUCAAAGAUCGCAAGAACUUCUCACAAAUGGCUGACCCGAAGCUGCAGGGUCAAUAUCCAACAAGAGGCUUAUACCAAGCUAUUGCUGUUGCUGCAAUGUGCGUCCAGGAGCAGCCUGGCAUGCGCCCAACCAUAGUAGAUGUGGUUCAGGCUCUGAAUUACCUAUCCUCCCAGGAAUAUGUCCCAAACAAGCCAGUUCAUGGGACCUCUGCUUCUUCACGAGGAAAUGAUAACAACAACACUUGUUUUGAAGUAAACAAGAGCAAUGAGAAAAAACACUGCGAGGAUAAGGGCAUAACAGAGACUGCAAACGAGGAGUAAGGUAGGAAUAAAGUGUUUAUAGGAGUAAUUAGGAAUAAAGUCUCCAUUUAAUUUCGAUGAUGUAAUUGAGGAAGUGCCUUAAUUAUCAAGUUUUGUAUUUGCAGAAGAUAACAGGCACUUAUUCUUCAUUUUUUUUUUGUCUUUGGUCCUUAAUUUUCCAUCUUUACCAGUGUAAAUGUGAGUUGAGGUCCCUGUACCUAAGAUAAGAUGCCUCUUCUUUUCUUAGGAACCAUACCAAAUUUUAAUUGGAGUUGCAAAUAAGGAAGAAAUAUCUAUAUUCUUA